Hydractinia symbiolongicarpus is the source of this 615-nucleotide messenger RNA. Its product is annotated as P2X purinoceptor 7-like. Bases 1 to 615 code for a protein of 204 amino acids. The transcript has a single exon. The record is from RefSeq and is a predicted model, not a curated record. Lineage: Eukaryota; Metazoa; Cnidaria; Hydrozoa; Anthoathecata; Hydractiniidae.
AUGUCUGACUCAGAAAAUUUUUCAAAUGAUGAAAUAUUUUUUGAACAAGAAAGUGAAGAUGAAGAUGUUGAAGAAAUGGAAGGAAUGAUGAAGUCGUUGAAACCAUAUCUUUUUGAACCAGAAAUAGAUAUCUCUUCCUCUGAGUCAGCAGCUUCAGAUGAGGAAGAAUUUUUAGAUUUAACUAAUGAUGAAGUUUCAGCAGAAGAAAAGACAAGAACUGGAAAUACAGAGUGGUGCACCUGUGGAAAAUGUAAAGUAGAGCAAAGAGAUAUUGAUUGUUUGUGUUGCCAAGAAGUUGGGGCUUUGCAAGACAAAAUUGAACAGCAACUAUGUGUAACACAAUUAGACCAAUUUAAGACACUCUGUUUGAAUGCAGACGUUUUAAAAAAUGUUCUUGUUGGAUUACACGAAUCAAAAGGAGACCAUUUAGAAGAAAACAUAAAAAAUAGGUCAAUGCGAUAUGCUGCAUACAAACAGUUUACAUGGUGGCUGUACCAACAUUUGGGGAAAGGAAAUCGACGUGUUAUUCCGUCUUGUGCCUUGUGGGAAAUACGAAACUUAUAUCCAGAGCUUGAUAAUAAUUAUGUUCCUUACUCCGAAGGAAAGAAAGACUAA